Molecule: messenger RNA, 3816 nt
Organism: Rosa chinensis
Lineage: Eukaryota; Viridiplantae; Streptophyta; Magnoliopsida; Rosales; Rosaceae
Product: dehydrogenase/reductase SDR family member on chromosome X
Exons: 20
Coding region: 994-2091 (365 amino acids)
Source: RefSeq, a predicted model, not a curated record
GUAUAUCUAAAGCCCGGUUAACUGUUCAUCACUGUGAAAAAUGAAGUACCGCUUUUGCCCUUGCUGUCUCCGUCAAUUACAAGUCUGCCAUUCUUCUACACCCUUCUUACGCGAUGGUUUCUGUUUUAGUCUGACGGUGGUGGUGUUUCACAAUAGAAAUCAUUUACCAGAGCUCAUAAUCUCAUCAUCGCGUUCGAUCCCCUCUGAUUCAGUAGAAGAAGAAGUCGAAGCAGUUUUAUACGAGAGUCGAGUCUGCGAGAUUCAGAUCGGUGGAGAGAAGAGCGUUUCAUAUCGAAGGUUGCUGAUAAGCUGUGGACGUGCGUUUGUCAAGAGCGUGGACGUGUGUUGAUUAUCAUUAUUUAAUUCAACUUAUUGCUCAAUAUAAUACCUCUACUUGUAUGUAAAACAAGAUUUCUUACCAUUUCAAGCCCCUUUGAAAUCACCAUUGCUCCUCCUGAAACCCUAGUAGCAGGGUCAGAGUUACCACUUCCAACCUCCACAUCUGAUGGCUCCAAACAGCUGAUGGCUGGGUGCUCCAACAGCCCACAUACGUGGCAUAAGUUGACCAUCUUCUCAUACUAGAAACAUACAGUCGUGUUCGCCUUUGACUCAAACACAAACAGUAUCGGUUGAUAGGCUUGCAUCAAUGAAACCAGAAUGUUUUGACGGAUCCGUAAUCUUGCCACCGUAUCACACCAGAUUGUAGGCUUAACGAGGUUCAACACCAUCCGCAGCGUCGACCCGAUUAUGAGGACUGCUUCCUCAAUGAAUAGCGCCAACUGUAGAAGUCCAAAGUCACACGAAACGCAUAACGUUGCAGUACGAGAACGUGGUACGGGUACACGCACAACGAUUCCACAAAUAGGGUAACGUAUAAAUCUCCCAAGGUGGAGGGAUCUCUAAACCCCCAGUCCCACAAAUUGCCAUAGAAAGCCGUCAGCAAGCUCUCUUCGACGUUUAGUCUCGGCUUCAAUUCAAGAAAUUUACAAGACGAUGAAGGAGGCAUUGGAUUUUGUACUGUCCAUGGAAUUCUGGAGAAUGGGCCUGCGAUGGACUCUCAGUCUUCUCAUCUCUUACUGGCACCUCCUCUUCGCCUCGACUACUACUCCUCCUUCCAGAUCACCGCCUCCCUCAUCUUCGUCGAGGCCCGUCUGCAUCAUCACCGGCGCGACUUCUGGAUUGGGCGCCGCCGCGGCCCAUGCUCUCUCCGCUCGUGGCUUCUUUGUGGUUCUCGUUGGACGCUCAUCUCGCUUGUUAGAAAAGACGAUGAUGGAAAUUAAGAGGAAGAAUGAGAGUGCACAACUGAAAGCUUUCGAGGUUGAUCUCUCAUCAUUCCAGUCGAUUCUUCAGUUUAAAGCCUCCCUACAGCAGUGGCUUUCCGACUUGCAAAUGCACUCUUCGAUCCAACUCCUAAUUAACAAUGCUGGAAUACUUGCUACCUCGUCUAGAUUCACCUCUGAAGGCUAUGAUCAGAUGAUGGCCACAAAUUACUUGAGUGCAUUUUUUCUUAGUAAACUAUUGUUACCUCUUCUCAGAAACAGCUUGAUUCCUUCCCGUAUAGUUAAUGUCACAUCUUUCACACAUCGAAGUGUAUCGAAUAUACAGGUUGCCAAGGAUACUGUAUCUGGGAAGUGCUUCAGCAGAUUAAAAAGAUACCCAUAUGCUCACGUAUAUGAGUAUUCCAAAUUGUUCCUACUGCUCUUCUCCUAUGAGCUUCAUCGCCAACUUGGCUUGAUGGACAUAUCUCGUCACGUCUCCGUCAUUGCUGUGGAUCCUGGUGUUGUUGAAACCAACAUCUUGCGAGAAGUUCCUCCAUGCCUAUCCAGUUUGGCCAAUAAAGUUUUGAGAAGUCUUUGGUUCCUGCAGUCACCUGAAGUUGGAAUCAGUUCCAUUCUCGAUGCAGCAUUUGCUCCACCAGAAACAUCUGGAGUUUACUUUUUUGGUGGAAAGGGCAACACUGUCAGCUCUUCUAUGCUUUCAUAUGAUGCCAAACUUGCACAGGAACUUUGGAGUGCAUCGUCUGAUCUGUUUUUAGAGUCACAGCUUGCUUUCAAGGAAACCUCCACUUCUGUAUCAAACUUUGUAUCAUAGGUGUUCCGUUUUAAUUGCCGUAGCAGCAGUAAUGCUUUUCCUAGCUGUGAUCGGUCUUUUAGAAUCCUUAGGAAUAGUGCCCUUACUAUUUUACCUCCGUUUCUUCCCCUGGCGCUGUGCUGUUUGUAUCGGACACAUGUUCUUUCGGUUGCUUGCCACCGCUUUGAUCAGUUGUGGUUGUUGGUCGAUAGAGGCAAAGAGAGGGAGAGAGAGGGAGAGCGUCUCUAUCACAUCCAUCCAUCUGUUUUGGUGGUUGAAAGCAAGUGAGAGCGUAUAGAGAUAGGAGGGGAGAGAUAGAGAUCAGAGAAGCCCCAGUUGGUUUACCAAAACAGUUGGUUUCAGUUGUGCUAAGUUCUGGGUUAAAGAAUCAUUGAAGAUAGAUAGUGCAUCGUGGCCCAUUUGUACAAGAAUUUAGCAAAGUGAUCAUUCCAGGGAGAAAGUGAUAGUGGUAUUGGUUAAGUCAAUGAAGAAUCCAAGGACUGCUCUGAUCAAGACCUCAAUCAUGGCCGGCUUCAGCUGAUAUCUUCAAUGCAUUUGGUGACAGUUCGCUCGACUCCACCACCCCUGAUGCAUUUGACCAAUUGCUGUUGCAAUUGCUGCUGGAGGCCUUACAAUACAAGACGUUUGUUUGUGAAGAAGCAGACAAGGCGCUAAGAGCAGUGGUGAAGUAUUUGACUACUCUGCCUCUACUUCAUAGGCUUAAAGGCUAUGUCACCCAUGCCCACCUCAAAGAAGCUAUAAGAAGCAGAAGAGGAAUCAGUCAUGGAACAAGAAAUCAAGGUCAAGCUUUCAGGGAAGUUGCCUUCAGAAAUAAGAUAUGAAACAGCGUCCUGCAGAUAUGUGUGAUAUUUCUUCACUUUAUCGGGAUAUAUCGCAAAUAUCUAAUAUAUCGGGGAUAUUUGAAGAUGUCGGAGAAAUUUCGAAGAAACGGUGACAGAUAAGAUAUUUACCCCCAUAAAUAUAUCGGUCCGUCGAAAAAAGGAGAUAUCGGGGGAUAUAUCGGAGAUAUCGCAGAGAUUUUGAACCUUGCGUGGGAUAACCCGCUCUGAAACUAUGAUAAAGUAAUCUGGGGUUCACACCAAAAAUCAAUUGGUAAUGGAUGGAGUGACCCAAACCCUUAUAAACACAUAAGGCAAGGUCUCAUUUUUCCCAUGUGGGAUGUAUAUAUUCUCAACAUAAUUUAGGCCAAUAGAUUGCUUCUUAGUAAAUUUAAAGAGAUAAAAGAUAGAAUCAUGGUAUUUCUGAAGGAGCUGGGAUCUUAGAAUGAGGUGGGCUAAAAAAAAUAUUUAGUCUCGACCCACUCUUUUUCAAUUUGGAACAAUCAUGGUAUUGGCCAAAAAGUCGUUCUUCAUCCUGUUGCGCAAUGUUAUUUUGAUAUGUGUCAUAACUGAAAAUGUUCUUUCUGUAGUUGCUGUAGAAACCGGCAAAGUCAAAACAAGACGGAUCCCCUGAGCAAUAAUUUGAUAUCUCUAUGAUCUUUUUGUUUCAAAAAAUCUCAACAUAACUCAGAAAAAGUAGUCACAUUAUUUAACAUAUUAUGAUGAGGUAUAUCAGACUCCUAAAUGAUCAACGCUUCUCAAAAGAAAUAAGAAAAAUAACAUAUCUUUUCAAAAAAAAAAAAACAUAUAUCUGAGAAUCUGAUGACCCAUUGAGGCCGUUGCUUAACAAUUAUAUAUACGUAGUUAGGCUACUUAUAUAAUAAAUGGGAAAUACACUGUGCUCAUU